Messenger RNA from Megalops cyprinoides (Indo-Pacific tarpon), 1003 nucleotides. RefSeq names its product RAB6B, member RAS oncogene family a (gene rab6ba). Gene Ontology annotation, molecular function: GTPase activity; GTP binding. Bases 139 to 786 code for a protein of 215 amino acids. Lineage: Eukaryota; Metazoa; Chordata; Actinopteri; Elopiformes; Megalopidae. The transcript has 8 exons. The record is from RefSeq and is a predicted model, not a curated record.
CUGACAGGCAAGACAGUGCAGCAUUCCCGUCGUUUAGCGGGUUCAAGUGUAGCUUUACAUAGCGAGCAUCCACUGCAAGAGUACCUGAAUCAGAAGGAACGCAGGUUAAUUAUCCGCUGCUGUAAAAAGAGCCCAAAUAUGUCUGUGGGUGGCGACUUUGGGAACCCUCUAAGAAAAUUCAAACUCGUCUUUCUGGGAGAGCAAAGCGUUGGGAAGACGUCCUUGAUAACAAGGUUCAUGUAUGACAGCUUUGACAAUACGUAUCAGGCAACAAUUGGGAUUGACUUUCUAUCAAAAACCAUGUACUUAGAGGACCGAACGCCCUGUUCCUCUGAACUCCAGGUGAGGCUACAACUGUGGGAUACAGCAGGACAGGAGCGAUUCCGGAGUCUCAUCCCCAGCUACAUCCGGGACUCCACGGUGGCUGUGGUGGUGUAUGACAUCACAAAUGUGAAUUCAUUCCAGCAGACUUCCAAAUGGAUUGACGAUGUCAGAACAGAAAGAGGAAGUGAUGUCAUCAUCAUGUUAGUGGGCAACAAAACAGACUUGGCAGAUAAGAGGCAAAUUACAAUUGAGGAGGGCGAGCAGAGAGCCAAAGAGCUGAAUGUAAUGUUCAUCGAGACCAGUGCGAAGACAGGCUACAAUGUCAAGCAGCUGUUUCGACGUGUGGCGGCUGCACUGCCCGGGAUGGAGAGCAUGCAGGAGACGAGCAAAGAAGGCAUGAUUGACAUCAAGCUGGACAAACCACAGGAACCCCCCACCAGUGAAAGUGGAUGCUCCUGUUAAUACACAGUACUGGACUGGGCAGCUUCAUUUACACCACAUGCUUGUUGUGUUGCUUCCUAUUGGUUAGCUUCCAGUUGAGUUUUCAGGUUGGAUAUUUGGCCUUCCCAUCUGACUAUUGGUCAUUGGUUGGAUCUAGUGUUAUGUCCAUUUUCAGUUGUAUAAUAUUGUACUUUAUUAACUAAAUUGUCAAAAAAUCUUAAAAAUUCAAAAAGGGAAA